Molecule: messenger RNA, 4082 nt
Organism: Polistes canadensis
Lineage: Eukaryota; Metazoa; Arthropoda; Insecta; Hymenoptera; Vespidae
Product: zinc finger protein 236-like
Exons: 9
Coding region: 81-3848 (1255 amino acids)
Biological process (GO): regulation of transcription by RNA polymerase II
Cellular component (GO): nucleus
Molecular function (GO): RNA polymerase II cis-regulatory region sequence-specific DNA binding; DNA-binding transcription factor activity, RNA polymerase II-specific
Source: RefSeq, a predicted model, not a curated record
UUUUAGAAACAAUAGAUUCGAGAAAAGCAGAAGCAAAAACAACAUACGUUACGUUAUUGGAUAGAGCACCAGACGGUACAAUGAGAAAAUAUUUAACAAUAAAGCAGCGAUGUAUAGGAAAUAUACGAUGGUAUGCAUGCUCUUUCUGUCACAAAGAAUUUAAAAAACCAUCAGAUUUAAUACGUCAUUUAAGAGUACAUACUCAAGAAAAACCAUUUAAGUGUUCUUAUUGUGUUCGCUCAUUUGCAUUAAAAUCAACGAUGAUUGCACACGAACGUACUCACACUGGUACCAAGAAGUAUGCUUGUGGUUCGUGCGAUAAAACUUUUGCAUGUCAUAGUAGUCUUACUACUCAUACAAGAUUACAUACAAAACCACAUAAAUGCACUGUAUGUGAUAAAUCGUUUAGUUCUAGUGCUGUUUUAAAAAGUCAUAUGAAAAGUCAUUCUAAAGGAAAAUCCAAUCUCUCACCGGAAGCAGAAAGUCUAGUACCACAAAUAGUUUUACAAGAACCAUUAGUUAUUAGCGAUGCUGGCAAUAAAAUCAGCGUGGCGCAUGUACAAUCAAAACAAAAGCAUGUUUAUGACAGUGCAGAUGUUGCAAGAACACACAAAUGCUGGGUAUGUCAUGCAGCGUUUAGAAAAAUUAGUCACUUAAAACAGCAUUUUCGCCGACAUACUGGAGAGCGUCCUUUUAAAUGCACAAAGUGUGAUAGAAGAUUUACAUCUAAUAGCGUUCUUAAGUCACAUUUGCAUACACACGAUGACGCAAGACCAUACAGUUGUACUGUAUGUAAUACUAAGUUUUCUACUCAAAGCAGUAUGAAGAGACAUUUAGUUACUCAUAGUAACAAAAGACCAUUUAUGUGUCCUUAUUGCCAUAAAACCUUCAAAACUUCAGUUAAUUGUAGAAAACAUAUGAAGAUACAUAAGCAUGAACUUGCACAGAGACAGUUAGAACAACAAAAGAAACAACAACAGAUAAAGGAUGUACCAAAGACAUUAAAUAAGGAUAAGGGAACUAUUUUACCAGAGAAUAUAGCACUUUCAGAGGAAAUGGAAGUAUCAUUCCAACCACAAAUGGCACCUGAUUUUGCACUAGCUUUUUCUGAUCAAUUUCAAAAUAUAACUGAUAAAGAGAAAACAUUUUUAACUACAGACAGAACGCAGCCAGUUAUCAAUCCAAGUUUGUCUACAAAUUUGUCUACAAAUUUGUCUACAAUGGAAACUAAUAAUUUAACAACAUCGCAAACUUUACAUACUGAUGAAACAGCCACUAUUACAAUUCCUAAUUAUACAGGGGAUCAAUCGCUUACACCUGAAAGUAUACGCGAAAUAGAAGAAACUUUUAAUCAACAAUUAUUUAAUAUUGGAAUGAAUCUUGGCUUAGGAAGCAAUCUCUCAAGACCUGUAGAUGAUACAAACGCAAAUACUCUUGAACAAAGAGAACAACCUGUUUUGAAUAUUAUUUAUGAUAAUAAUAAAAACUUAGAGUCAUCUGUUAAUACGAUGUUCUCAUCACAAUUUGACUCAUUUGAUAUUAGCCAGAUUACAUUACAACCUGAUUCUGAAAUAGAUAUUGGACUGAAUACAGACAAUUCUGCAAAUAUAGCAAAUAUUUUAACUAGGUCUAUACAAGAUAGACAAGAAAUAAGCACUAUUGCCAUUGAAAGUAAUACAAAUGACAAUCACAUUAAAACACCUAAACAAUUAAUGAUAUUGGAUUCCAAACAAACUGGAUCCGAUGCCUUAAAACUGCCACAAUCUUGUCCAAGAUAUCCGAAAGUUAUAGCUAAAGCAGAUACAACAGAUACAACAGAUAUAGAAAUAAUAAAUUUAACAAAUAGCACUGAAAUGCAGAUGAUAAAUGAUUGUAAUAAAAAACAUCAAGAAAAUAUCGUAUGUCACGAACAUGAAAAUAAUACUUUGCAUAUAAAAUGUGACUUAAACAACGAUAAUUUUCAAGAUGCAUUACAAUUAAAUGCUCAUUCAAAGUUACAUUCCCCAUCAAAUAUCAUUUAUACAGAUAUUAAUGGAUGCAACAUUCAAUGUGAAUCUUUACUUCAAUGUCAUAUAUGCAGUGAACAAGGCUUUACUACAGAAGAAUUAAAGGAACAUUUACAAAGUCAUCGUGGAACAAAAGGCUUCCAGUGUACAAUAUGUUUUCUUAAAUUUUGUACUAGCGGUGGACUUAGCAGACAUUUAAAAUUACAUAAAAGUAAAGACUCAUUAGAACCAGACAGCUCGCAAAAAGAAAAUAUUUCUAUUGAUACAAGUCUUUCUAUCGAUUCUACUUCAAAUAGUAAAAUCUCUUUUGAUGACAAAACUUCCUUAGACGAAAAUAUUUCUUUAGAUGAUAAAAUGGGCACUGAUUCAUCAGUGUCAGAAAAAGUUCUUUUAGACAUAGUAGCAGAAAAAAAGAUCAUGGAUCAAAUAAAUGGUGGUGUAGAGAAAAAAGAAACAAAGCAAUAUAUUAAUAAAUGUAAAUACUGUCCGAAAACAUUUCGCAAACCAAGUGAUCUUAUAAGACACAUUCGAACACAUACUGGGGAAAGGCCAUACAAGUGCGAACAUUGCAGUAAGAGUUUUGCAGUGAAAUGUACAUUGGAUUCUCAUAUGAAAGUCCAUAGUGGCAAGAAAACAUUUUGUUGUCAUGUUUGCAACAGUCUAUUUGCUACAAAGGGCAGUUUAAAGGUUCACAUGCGAUUACAUACUGGUUCCAAACCAUUCAGAUGUCAGAUUUGUGACCUAAGAUUUCGAACUUCUGGUCACAGAAAGGUACAUUUAUUAAAACACGUGAGACAACACAAAGGUACAACAAAACGAAAACCAAAGCACAUGAAAGUUUCUGCCGUAGCUGAAGCAAGUCUUGAUUUAGAGAAAUCAGUUGAAGGUGUUGUGCAUUUAGUAGCAACUGAUAAUGAUGUAUCUACAUCAUCAAAUGUUGAUUAUUCAAAUCUUGAUACAAUUAGUAUUGAUACUAAUAAUUUGGUCAAUCAGAUUAAUUUGAAUAGCGAAGCGAUGAUAUUAAAUAAUAAUUCGAUAGUAUCAUUAAAUGAGAAUAAUCAAUUAGUAGCAAAUUUGCAUUUCUUAUUAGCAAAUGGAUUUGUUACUAUUCAAACGGAUGAAGCUUCACAACAGCAAACACCACCACCACCACCACCACCACCACCAGUAGCAGCAGUACCACCACCAUUAGUACCCAUUUCUAAUGCAAAUGUUAUUCAGAAUGAGAAUAAAUUACCAGAAUUUGUUAAUCCUACAUCUAUACAGGAAUCUUAUAUUGAUACGGGUGCUAAACACGUUGUUAUUACAAAUGAAACAUCCACAAGAGCAGCCCUUCCAACCAGUCAUGUUUCAAUAGAGCCAAAUAUAGAUAUCAAUAUAACACAGUUAGAAUAUACAGACACUACACCAGUUAAAACAGAAGAGACAAUGAAGAAGCAAACAAAUAAGAGCAAUUCAUCAAAACAGAGAGCAUGUGAUAUUUGUGGAAAAACAUUUAUGAAGCCAUACCAAGUAGAGAGACAUAAACGAAUUCACACAGGUGAACGUCCAUUUAAAUGUGAAUUAUGUACCAAAUCAUUUGCCCAAAAGGCAACAUUACAAAUGCAUCAAAAACACCAUACAGGUGAUCGACCACACGCUUGUCCAUGUUGUGAUUUUACCUUUUCUCAAAGAGGGAAUUUACGAACACAUUUAAGACGUGUUCAUCGAUUGGAUCUUGUCAGUGCUAAAAAGUUGAAAUCAAGUCAACAAGUUUUAAGUGCUAAAUUAAUACAAAAUAAUAUAAGUGAAACAAAAAUUUUAAGUUUAGAUGAUAUUGCCUUUGUUCAGUUUGUAAAAUAAUCAUUUUUAAAAUAGAAUAACAUUUUCAAAUGCUAAAUACGCUUAAACUCCUCUAAUCCUGUCUGAGAAAUCAGGUAGAUUACUUUUCACUGCUCUAAUUAUGAAAGAUUAAAAAAAGGAAAAAAAAAAUAAUUAAUAUUAGACUGAUCUCUCUGUCUUUGCAUUGAGAAAUUUUUUAAAACUCGCUGUGAUGUAUAUAUCGUGUACACUGAUAACAAUAAAAUAAUAAAUUUA